AUGACGACAUACACUUUAGUUCUUUUAAGACAUGGUGAGAGCACAUGGAAUAAGGAAAACAAAUUCACCGGUUGGACUGAUGUUCCUUUGAGUGAAGAGGGAGAACAAGAAGCAGUAGCUGCAGGAAAGUACUUGAAAGAGAAAAACUUCCAAUUUGACGUAGUUUACACUUCAGUAUUGAAAAGAGCCAUUACGACAGCAUGGAAAGUUUUAAAAACUUCUGACCUCUUACAUGUACCAGUCAUAAAAACAUGGAGAUUAAAUGAGAGGCAUUAUGGAUCAUUGCAAGGCUUAAAUAAAUCUGAAACAGCCAAAAAAUAUGGAGAAGAACAAGUCAAAAUAUGGAGAAGAUCAUAUGACAUCCCACCACCAAAAUUAGAUAAAGAAGAUAGUAGAUGGCCAGGCCACAAUGCUGUUUAUAAAAAUGUACCAAAAGAUGCUUUACCUUUUACGGAAUGCUUAAAAGAUACAGUUGAAAGAGUUUUACCCUUUUGGUUUGAUCAUAUUGCACCAGAUAUUUUAUCAAAUAAAAAAGUUCUUGUUGCUGCACACGGAAAUAGCUUAAGAGGAUUAGUAAAGCAUUUAGAUAAUAUGAGUGAAGCAGAAGUAUUGGAGCUUAACAUACCUACAGGUGUGCCAUUAGUUUAUGAGUUAGAUGAAAACUUAAAACCAAUCAAACAUUACUACUUAUUAGACAGUGAAGCAUUAAAAAAAAAAAUGGAUGAAGUUGCCAACCAAGGAAAGGCAAAGUGA
Molecule: messenger RNA, 753 nt
Organism: Plasmodium malariae
Lineage: Eukaryota; Apicomplexa; Aconoidasida; Haemosporida; Plasmodiidae
Product: phosphoglycerate mutase, putative
Exons: 3
Coding region: 1-753 (250 amino acids)
Biological process (GO): glycolytic process
Molecular function (GO): intramolecular phosphotransferase activity
Source: RefSeq, a predicted model, not a curated record